AUGGAUGUAGCCCGAGCUGGCCUUGAACUCGCGGUGACGCCUCUGCCGCAGACCUCACUCUUUUGCUCUGUCGGCAGGAUUUCCUACGACCCUGCUCGCUUCCCGAGGUACCUGCCUGAAGCCUACUGCCUGUGCCGAGGCUGCCUGACCGGGCUCUUUGGUGAGGAGGACUUCCGCUACCGCAGCGCACCCGUCUACUCCCCAGCCGUAGUGUUGCGCCGCACCGCGGCCUGUGCAGGAGGCCGCUCAGUGUACGCCGAACACUACGUCACCAUCCCGGUGGGCUGCACCUGCGUGCCCGAGCCGGACAAGGCCUCGGACAGCGCCAACUCCAGCAUGGACAAGCCAGGAGCCAAACUGCUCCUCGGGCCCAACGACAGGCCAGCUGGGCGCUGAUGCCGGGGACUGCCCGCCACCUCCCGGCUUCCUGCAUCUGUCCCCCACAUCGUUCCCCACCCCCGCCGCUGCCCACUUUUCCCCAAGGCACAGCUACAUGAGUUUUAAAUAUAUUUGUAUUUUUCAAAGUAGACACUACAUAUCUAAGGCUAUUUUGAAUAGAGGCAGAAACUAUUUUCAUAUUAGUAAAUUAGAGCAAGCAUGUUAUUUUUAAAACUUCCUCGAUAUACAAGCAAAUUAUAAGCAUCCAUUAUUCUCCAGUAUGGUUCUUGAGCGCGUAAUUGUGGUGCUCAGAUGACCUUCUUUUAGCUGACCCUGUACCCUGCUUCUGAGUUCAGCCUGGAUGCUCCCAAUCUGCACCCUGAAGACCUCUCAGGUCCACAGAGAGAGAGAGAUUUGAGGGGCCUCCGGGUUCCAGAAACCAAACUCUCUUCUGUUCCUGAGCAUAUGGAUGGUCUCAGCUUUCUAGCAAUUUAAUUCUUUGGUGUGAUUCUUCCACUUUUGAAAACCAUUGGUCUCGAUUCACGGCAGGAGGUGGAACGUGACAUCUUAGCCAGUUCUCAGGGAGCUUCAAGUACACACGGGCUCAGUUUUAUGGGCUUUUGGCUCAAGCCAAGCCUGAGGAGGAAAAGGGAGGGCCUAGUCUCCAGGCAUUAAACUGUGAGCUAACUUCUUACUCUCAUUUAAGUGGAAGGUCUGCCCCUGAGCACAUUUGGAAAAGUUCAAAAAAAUCACUAAAACAGUGGUGGCUGAA
Messenger RNA from Myodes glareolus (Bank vole), 1150 nucleotides. The record is from RefSeq and is a predicted model, not a curated record. NCBI's taxonomy places the organism in Eukaryota, Metazoa, Chordata, Mammalia, Rodentia, Cricetidae.